This is a messenger RNA of Schistocerca nitens (vagrant locust), 2170 nucleotides long. It is a transcript of the gene DCTN5-p25, whose product is annotated as dynactin subunit 5. The coding region runs from base 90 to 632 and encodes 180 amino acids. The record is from RefSeq and is a predicted model, not a curated record. The transcript is spliced from 4 exons. NCBI's taxonomy places the organism in Eukaryota, Metazoa, Arthropoda, Insecta, Orthoptera, Acrididae.
GUGUACUGUCAGUGCAAGACUGUAAAUAGUGUCGAAGUGAUGGCUGUGUAUUUGUUGUAUUGCUGAAGUCGAACAAUCGAACAUCAACAAUGGAGUUGACAGAUACAUACUAUAACAAAUCUGAAUAUGUCGAAACGGCAUCAGGAAACAAGGUUAGCAGGCAGACAGUUUUGUGUGGCUCACAAAACAUAGUACUGAGCGGAAAAGUAAUUGUUCAAUCUGAUGCCAUAAUUAGAGGAGAUUUAGCUAAUGUACGGGCAGGCCGGCAUUGCAUUAUCAGUAAGCAUGCAGUCAUUCGACCACCAUUCAAAAAAUUCAGUAAAGGUGUGGCCUUUUUCCCAAUACACAUGGGUGAUCACGUGUUUGUUGGUGAACGCUCAGUGGUAAAUGCAGCAAAUGUUGGUUCAUAUGUUUACAUCGGCAAAAACUGUGUUAUUGGCAGACGAUGUGUUCUCAAAGACUGCUGCAUGAUUGAAGAUGACACCGUACUACCGCCAGAAACAGUUGUUCCAUCAUUUACGCGCUACUCUGGAUCACCUGGUGUCUGUGUUGGUGAAUUGCCAGAAUGUACACAGGAUUUAAUGAUAGAAUUUACACGAAAUUAUUAUCAGCAUUUUCUACCAGCAAAAUAAGACAUGUAUUUGUGUAAACCUACUGUGUGACACUUUUUCUGUUACAAGAUUGCUUCAAAGUUGAUAUUUACUCAUAUAAUUCAAGUGUACAGUUGAAGUGUAAAUAACAGCAGUUACAUUGGAAUGAUGUGCAAGUUCUCCUUACAAGGAAUUUGCACCAAAAUUUUGUGAUACUUUUGUCUGCUGACAGGUUAAAGCAAUUUCGUUUUUCUACCUUUAUUUGUAGUAGUUUCAUUUUAGUUCUUUUCUUUAACAUAUGUCCAUUCACACUGAAAGGUGUGUGUGAAAGAAUGCUACAAUCAGUUAUGAAAUUUUUCUUCUUUGAGCAGUUUAUGGCGCAGGAAGAAAUCUGUAGAUUACUAAGCUCACUGGACAAAAGAAGCAAAAUUUAAUACCCUCUAAUUCCACGCCUGGACCUAAAAACUAUCUGGAUUUGAUUAGAAGGUGAGACCACGGGGUUGUGUGGGUACACAGCAUCCAGGUUAAGCCACUUGCUGAGGAUUUGAUCUUGCAAUUCCACCAGAUGUGGGGAUGCUGAUGUCGGUAUUUUACGUGCUGUACUAUAGCCCACAGAUUUUGAAUGGGAUGCAAGUUAGGUGACUUUACAGGACAGAUGAGAUGUAAUAGUGUGGGGUAGUGUUCAUAAAACCAGUGGCACACACUUUCAGCCUGAUGUGCUGUGCUGUUGUCAUUAUUAUGUGCCUGCGUGAGUAGUGGCAUCUUGUGAGGUGACAGACUCUGAACGUUGAUUUCAUACAGUUCUUGUCAGAAGGUUCUCUCACUGACAGACUAGGAUGGACCUUCAUUCACUGCCUGAGGCAAUUCCUGCUGGGUUUGGAAGCCAUUUUGAUUCACAAGCUUUGAAAUGGGUCUCCGAUCCCUCUCAGUCAGGAUCGUUCUGUGACCACAACUCUGAUGUGUUUUGUGGCCACUUGUUACACCACUGCCUGUAGGCAUGUUAAACAGUCUGCUGUGAAAUACAAAUUCAGUAACUUCACACAUGAUAUGACCAUGGGCAUGGCCAAACACAAUUGCCCCUUUUUGCCAUUCUGUCAUACCCUUACAUUUACCCAUGUUUAUGUACAGUGUCCACUUCAAACAUAAAUGUCUCACUGAUCACUACUACCUCAAGCUCACUGAGAGGCAGUGCUUGCACUGUUGAGCACAUGACUCAACCGCUGCACCACCUGUAAAGGCGUGACGAUACGUCUGUGUCUGUGCGUUGGAGUGAUUAAUUUUUUGUCUGGUGAGCUUAUGUUUGAUUUACAUACCAAAUCACACUGUUUAAGUAUCUAAAACUGACAAUGUUAACAACUAUAUCAUUAAUAUUCUAUCAGAAUCAUACCAUUAACAUCUCAUGAGUAUUUAGUGAAUGAUUUUUCCAUUAUAAAUUAUUAUCAAUUAGUGGAAUAAAAAACUGGUUCAGACACAUAUACAUGCUCUAGAAAUAUCAUAAAAUGAAACAGUCAACUGAUAUUUAUACUACUUUUAUUUGUACUACUUACUGCAGCAUACAUAUAAAACAUUUUUUUUAUAUA